AUGGUAAGAGAAGAGAUCCAUCUGAGGCGAGACGUGAGAAAAUCGUCUAAAGUAAAAAAUUCCUCUGAGGGUUGUGGUUUACUUUACUUUCCUCCCAUAAUACAACACGAAAUACGUUUGGCCAUGAACUCAUGCCGUUACAAAUUGCAUGUUGAGUGUAGAGGGAAGGAUUUCAAAGCGUUUCAAACAAGCCGUGAAUAG
This is a messenger RNA of Acaulospora morrowiae, 201 nucleotides long. The record is from the annotation of a GenBank genome assembly. NCBI's taxonomy places the organism in Eukaryota, Fungi, Glomeromycota, Glomeromycetes, Diversisporales, Acaulosporaceae.